Messenger RNA from Falco peregrinus (peregrine falcon), 1386 nucleotides. It is a transcript of the gene PBK, whose product is annotated as PDZ binding kinase. NCBI's taxonomy places the organism in Eukaryota, Metazoa, Chordata, Aves, Falconiformes, Falconidae. The coding region runs from base 153 to 1118 and encodes 321 amino acids. The record is from RefSeq and is a predicted model, not a curated record. The transcript is spliced from 8 exons. Gene Ontology annotation, molecular function: protein serine/threonine kinase activity; ATP binding. Gene Ontology annotation, biological process: protein phosphorylation.
GCCGCCGUAGUGCGGGGGAGGGGGGCGGUGUUCCCGCGCGCGGGGUUCGAACCGCGGGCGGCAGGGCUUGAGCCCUGCACAGCUUGUGGUCCCAGAUCCUCCCGAGUGCCUUCCUCUGGCUUUUUUGGGGGUGGAGGUGUACGUUUGCAGCGAUGGAAGCCUUCAAGUCUCAGAACAACUUGGUCCACAGGGAGAGACCUGAUGCAGGGCCAGUUUCUGUCACUAUACCAGCAUCUCCCUUCAUGCAGAAGCUUGGAUACGGCACUGGGGUCAACGUAUACUUGAUGAAAAGAUCUCCCAGAGGUUUGUCUUGCUCCCCUUGGGCUGUGAAGAAAAUUAGUUCCAAAUGCAACAGGAGCCAGCAAAGCAUCUAUCAGCAGAGACUGAACGAAGAAGCCAAGAUUUUGAAAGACCUCCAGCACCCAAACAUUGUGGGUUACCGUGCAUUUACUGAGGCCAACGAUGGAAGCAUGUGUCUGGCCAUGGAGUACGGAGGAGAAAAAUCUCUCAAUGACUUAAUUGAAGAAAGAAGUGCAAAACGGUUGGGCCCUUUCCCUGCUGCCAUGAUUUUCAAAGUUGCCUUGAGCAUGGCAAGGGGGCUGAAGUAUCUUCACAACGAUAAGAAGCUGCUCCAUGGGGAUAUCAAGUCUUCAAACGUGGUCGUCAAAGGUGACUUUGAAGCCAUCAAGAUCUGUGAUGUGGGAGUGUCCCUGCCCCUGGAUGAGAACAUGACAGUGAGCAACCCAGAGAUGUGCUACAUUGGCACUGAGCCCUGGAAGCCCAAGGAAGCUCUGCAAGAUGAUGGCGUGAUCACCGACAAGGCCGACAUCUUCCCUUUUGGGCUGACUCUCUGGGAAAUGAUGACCCUCUCCGUGCCCCACAUCAGCCUGAGCGGUGACACUGAUGAUGAAGGUGAAUCUUUUGAUGAAGACUCCUUUGACGAGGAAGCAUACUACGCAGCCCUGGGAACCCGCCCAGCUCUCAACAUGGAUGAGCUGGACCCAUCCUACCAGCACAUGAUUGACCUUUUUUCUGUCUGCACCAGCGAGGACCCCAAGAAGCGCCCCUCGGCCGCGUGCAUCGUGGAAGUGCUAGAGGCGAGUCUGCCCCAGGAGUGAGAGCAUCCGCACUCCUGCAGCAUUUACCCUUAUAGCAUGGGAAACCUGCGCUGUGUACUUGAUACCAGACCCUAAACCUGUUGAACAUGCCUGAGGUGACUGGGACUUGUUCUGCUUCUAGGGCACUCCCCUUCUGCCCACACUUAGGUCCUAAAUAAGCUACAGGCUCUCUGCAGUAGUUUUGCAUUUAAACCCCCCUCCCUCUCUUUUUGUGUUGAAUUAACAACAAUUUUAGGACGGAGACAUUAAAAAUAUAUUUUCUUCUUCA